AUUUUGUGGAGGUGUAAAACAUUGUAAAGUGACUCAUGUAUCCGCUCAUAUUCGCAAUAUUAUUAGUUAUUUCACAAUUAAAGUACACUCGGUGACUUUAAUUUGUGCCGGAUUCGGAAACAGAUAGUGUUAUCACAAUAUAACACACAUAUUGAACAUCCUGCUCCCUAUAAUAUAAAUUGACAGGCCGGACAAAAUACACCAGUUCUUAAAUACGUUUCAUUCGGGAUAGAAUAGUUAAUCACGGCUACGCGAUGGAUAAUUCAGAUAGUCCAAAUCUACAACUUCUGCUUAAGUUCGACUGGGAGCAACAUCAGACGCGUUUUGGAGAUAACAUUUUUCACGUCAUUGCUAAAAAAGGAUGGUUGAAGAUGCUGUAUGCACUCGAGGGGUUCGUGGAUGAAACGGUCGAGCCAUGGCUGCGAGAGCGGAACAAGGUCGGCAAUACUUGCCUCCACGAAGCAGCCCGGAGAAAUAAAGGACAGCAAGCAAUACAGAUAAUGGAAAAGUUAGUAGAAUAUGGAGCAGAUCUGAAUUUUAAAAGUUCUUGUCAGAAACCUGUACUUCACGUGGCAGUUGAAAAAGAAGACCAUAAACUAGCUGCAUGGAUAUGUCAGCAACCAGGCAUCAAUUUGGAAGCUGAAAAUUCCUCAAAAUACACGGCGUACCAGUUGGCAUCGAAAAAAUGGCGCAUAAGAGACAAAAAAAUGAUGGAGAUACUAGAAAACCAUGGUGCAGUUACUCGAGAAAAUAGCGACAGGGAAGACGAAAAGAGUGAUUCAGAAGAAGAAGAAAGUGAUUUAGAAUACGGACCGUAUGAGUGAAAAAUAAAUAGUGUGUUCAUAACUGUUGUGUACGUGUCGCGGAUUGCAUAUGUGUGUUUUAUCAGUAAGUGAUGUGCUGGAUAUAGACAAUGUAGACUAAGUUAGUGGGUUUAGAAUAACGUGCAUGUUAAUUUGUGUAAAAUUAGUUCAUAAAGAUUAAAAAGCAACUGUAAUCUAAGCAAUAGUCUAACUACUGUAACCAUAGCUUAUAAAUAUCUAGUUGCGAAUUUUUAUGUUUAUUUUUGACCGGAGUGUCAUUAAUCACAUCCGAUACGGACGAACAAAAAUUGAAAAAUUGAGAGAUCUUUAUUGGUAUAUAGUUAUAUUGUAAUUUACUAUUUGUAGCUUUUUUCUUAAUUGUUGUAUCAUGUAAGUUUUUGGGUUAUAUUUUACUUUUCAUUUUCAUAAUAAAGAUA
Molecule: messenger RNA, 1240 nt
Organism: Microplitis mediator
Lineage: Eukaryota; Metazoa; Arthropoda; Insecta; Hymenoptera; Braconidae
Exons: 1
Coding region: 255-824 (189 amino acids)
Molecular function (GO): protein binding
Source: RefSeq, a predicted model, not a curated record